AUAAAGUUCUAUAUAAAUAUCCGGAAAAAAAAAACAGAACGUUACGACUUACAAAAUAAUUCGAAUAAGCAUGAAUUUCCUCUGCUUUGCCUUAGUUUUCACUGCCUUUGUGGCAAAGGGUGAAUCAUCCUCUAUCUUGCCCUCCAAGGAUCAAAUCGUAACUGUUCUGGAAACAAUCAAUGCCGUAGCUAACAAACUGGAAACAGCCCUAAACAAUAGAUUCCUCGACAGAUUACAGAAUGAGACUUCUAUUAAAGAAUGGUCUGUUAACAUCCAAUCAAAAGUCACUGGCAAGGCUGCCAACCUAUUGAUUCAAGCUUUCGAAACUUACAAAGAAAUCGCCCUCGCUGGAUCACCAAGCAAAGCAGAAAUCAAACAAUUGAAUUGCAUAUCUCAAAAUGAAGAUUUGUUUUUGCAAAUAGUUGACAAUGCCACUCGUCAAAAUGGUUGGUGCAAUAACCGACUCGCAGCAAAUCUUACAGCAGCUUUCCAAGAAACCACUGCUGCUUCACUAAUAAUAAACGCCGAAUUUUUGGGAUUGGCUGGAAGUUUGGAUGAAUGUACUUUAGGCUCAACAUUUUGCUUGUAUAAUUAUGUUUCAAAUGUUGCCGCUCUGGUCGAAUCAGAAAUUUCAGAAGGUAGUGCCAUUUAUCAGGCUCUGGGGGAUGUUAAGUAUAUUUAUACAAUUAUGUUUGGUACGGAUGUUCCAAAGUGCUUCAAAGAAGUUUUCGCACCAACUUUCAAUGCAGGAUUUGCCACUUUCCUGAAGAACAUUGAAGAGUGCACAGCUUAGCUAUUUAAUUCGUAAUACAAAUUAAACUUGAUUAAUAAAAAUAUGAACUCAUCAGCCUUUUCUUG
Messenger RNA from Ceutorhynchus assimilis (cabbage seed weevil), 858 nucleotides. NCBI's taxonomy places the organism in Eukaryota, Metazoa, Arthropoda, Insecta, Coleoptera, Curculionidae. The record is from the annotation of a GenBank genome assembly.